CAAUGUGACAUGUGUCAGAUGAUUGUCAUAAAAUGUUUUGAUAAUAGUUAAUUUUAGUUCAAAUAAUUUGAAAUGUUCAAUAAUUUAAAAUAAACCAGGUUUGUCUUAAUUUCUUUCAUUAACAUGGAGGCCGAGUUUCCUUCAAUAGAUCCUAAUGAGGAUUUAACACAGAUUUUGCCCAUUCAACAGAAACGUACUAUAGCCUUUGUUAAUCAUUUUAUAAUGAACACAGUGUCGCAUUUAAAUAAUUUUGCACAGUCGUGUGAGUCCCGGUUCAUGGAAUUUGAUUAUAAAAUACAGAAGAUUGAAGCAUCCCUUUCUAUAUUGGAAUCACAAUUGUCAUCAAUUUCUGGUUUGGAAACUAUAGAAAGCAAAAAAGAUAAUUUAGACCAUGUUGAUAAUAGUUCCCAAAAUGUUGAAGUAGAAUUGCCUGAGAUCAAGCAGCAGGAUGAAACGGAGCCAACUAAUGUAGUUAAGGAAGAUCCUCCUCUGAAAACUCAAGGAAUUGCAGCUAAAGAUGACCCUAGAUUUAAGAAAUUUUUUAAAAUGGUUCAAUUUGGAGUGCCUGAGCCGGCUGUCAAAUUAAAAAUGCAGAAUGAAGGCAUAGAUCCUUCUAUAUUAGACAAACCUCACGAUGUUGUGCCAGGAUUAACUGAAGAUCUUAUACAAAAUGAAUCUGAAGAAAAAUCAGAUUGAUUCUAAACAAAUGUAUGUUCCUAAAUAGAGUUUUAAGUAAAUUUUUAUAUCCUUAUUGUUAUAAAUAAAUAUGUACUAAACCAAUA
Diabrotica balteata is the source of this 782-nucleotide messenger RNA. NCBI's taxonomy places the organism in Eukaryota, Metazoa, Arthropoda, Insecta, Coleoptera, Chrysomelidae. The record is from the annotation of a GenBank genome assembly.